AUGCUCGUUUCAAGUGAUGAAGACGCAGAUCAAGAGGAAUCAUCAAGAGAGAAGACUGCAAUUCUGAAGAAGCAAGAUGAGGCGGAGAAGCAGUUUGAGAAGUUCAGGAAGCUUGUGCCGAGGAACCAUCCUUACAGUUACAGAGAGUAUUUUAUGGAUAAUAUGGUUGCAACGAAGCUCUUUGCGGAGAAGGCGCAGCGAGAGAUGACUGGAUCCAAGAGUUGA
Messenger RNA from Microthlaspi erraticum, 225 nucleotides. NCBI's taxonomy places the organism in Eukaryota, Viridiplantae, Streptophyta, Magnoliopsida, Brassicales, Brassicaceae. The record is from the annotation of a GenBank genome assembly.